AUGGGUUCGCCCGAAGUUGUGGACGAGAAUGUUUGGCGCGAGAGGAGCUGGAAACGAACCUUCCAUGAACUGUCAGAAGAUUCCAGUCGGAGCACAUGGAUAAAGAACACACAGAUAUGCGUGUGCAUGGGUGAUGUGACGAAAGAAAUGACUGACUCAUUGUUGAUCAUGAAUACCAAUACACUGGAGCUGAAGAAAGGUGGUCAGUUGAACAAAGAUAUAGACCGCACUGCAGGUCCGUCUGUCCGUAAAGAGUGCAAGCGUAUCAUUUCCAGAGAUGGAGCGCAGCUCCCCGGCAACAUAGUAAUGACAGGAGCUGGGGAUCUCCCUUGUAAGAAUCUAAUACAUGUCAUCGCUUACCCAGGUUCUCCGCAGAUCCUGGACCUUCAGAUGGGUGUGAAAAUGGGCCUUAAGUUCGCAGAUGAAAGAGGAAUGGGUUCUAUAGUUCUGCCAGCGAUAGGCGUGGGGGCCAUGGGACUGUCACCAACAAACUCAGCCCGGGUUCUUACAAGGGCAAUUCUGAGCUUUCUUGAGUCGCCUCCACGGACAAUCAGAGAGAUAAGAAUUGUCCUAUUCAACGAAAGUCUGUUUUCGACGUUUCACGAUGAGAUGAAAAAUGAAUUCGCCCCCAUUCAAGCCCUUGAGGGCUUUUUCCCACUUUCUAUGCCCCCUAAGGAGGAAGACUGCAUAACUGCGAUGACUCCUCUGGAUGUCGCAUUUCAUGAAGGGUACGGAAACACUCCGCCGAUUGCGACGGCGGAGUUUCGAGUGUAUGGCAAAGACAAGAAGUGUGUUACCACUGUCAUGAACAGUUUACGUGGGAAGUUUGUGAAAUAUUGCACAGUCCAAAAAGUAACUCACCAAGAGGUGCCUCGUUUGAUUCAAAGCUGCUGGGCAUGGCUUCGACAUUUGGGAUCAAAACAUGACACGGACCUUAAGAAAGAUGAGCACAACAGUACUAUUGUUGUAAGCGGGAAUUGGGACGAUGUUUGUUUGGUUGUGAGUUGCAUUCGGCAGAAAAUCGAUCGGCUCAUUGAAAAUCAGCAAGAACUUGAAAAGCGUAAAUUGAUGGCGCAAUACGUGCAGUGGCACUAUGUUAUUCUUGACCGGGAGAUUGCUGUCAACGAGAAAGUCAGCUCAACGAUUGAAGAGGCUUGGACUAAGAAACAAGAUGGAGUUGCAUUCUGUAUGAGUAAUAACACUUACAAAGUGGACUUUAAGUCUAUGACCGUUGUGUCGAGUGACAUGAAAUAUCCACCCCUCCGGUUAAGUCGCAAGUUACACACAGAAACUGGUGUUGUCACUCCAGAUUCUUGGUCAACACAACCGUACUUCGCAGACGGAAAACCAGUCCCGGUCACCAUGUUUCCUUUGCCGGAGAUGGAGUACCAAAGCGUCGCCAACAUGUUUUACAGCACCGGUGGUGCUGGCACAAUAGUCCGCAUCGAUCGUGUCCAGAAUCCAUGUCUUUACACGCAGUACAUUACUUACAAGCAGGAUGUUGAGCAGAAAAACAGUCGAUCCGGUCGAAUUGUGAGGAACGAGUUGCAACUUUUUCACGGGACUAAAGGAUCGAACGUGAGCGCCAUUAACAGGCAUGGAUUUAAUAGAACCUUUGCUGGAACGACACAUGGAGCGGUCUUUGGUAAUGGGGUGUACUUCGCGUCUAGAGCUUCCUAUUCCAAGGGGUACACUGCCCCAGAUAGCAACGGACUGAGACACAUGUAUCUGGCUCGAGUCGUUGUGGGUUUCUAUACCCUGGGUCAGAGAGGGUUACUGGUACCUCCAGCUAUACCCUGCCAUGAACCAGAAGUUCUGUUUGAUUCUGUAGUGGACAACACGGAAAAUCCAACCGUAUUUGUUGUAUUUCGUGACGCGCAGUGCUAUCCGGAAUAUCUAAUUACUUUUAAAACAUAACCAAACCGUAACAUUAGUUCCCAUACUUCUUAAAAUUGCGUGACUAGCCAUUGCUGUUGCAUGACCUCAUCCAUUUCAAUGCAGUCAUAACGCAAUCUUCUACAAACGGUUGAAGCAAGUUCAGUUGUGUCGUGUUGUAUUGUCCCCCUAAAAGACAUGGAAAUUCCAAAGUUCAGAAUUGACGAUAGCCAUGGAACUUUUUCCCCUGUUUGGAGAAAUGAGCAGAAAGUGUCACUGUCAAUAAAUAAUCCCCUCAUUACCACAAUUUCAUGUUUUAAGAGAAUCAGAAUAUCAGGUGUAAACUUUAACCUUUAAGUAAUAAUGAUAAAGAAAAAACACAGGGUAUAGUAAAAAGAUAAUUCGUUAUUUAUAACUCAUGAAAAAAAUAAUUUUUAAUUUUUAAAAAUAUCAUUACUCAGUGAUUAUUAAUAAUUACAAAAGUUGAAAUAUUCCCCACUUUCACCAAAAAUGAGGUGAAUAAUUUUUUGUCAAUACAACGCAAAAACAAAAAAAAAAUGUUUCAGUUGUGUCGAUAUAUUAAAAGAGAGUCUGGAAACUUAACUCUUGAGAUGCACUUUUUUCUCUUCAGCCACUUGUUUGUGAAUAGGGCAAGCUAAUCACUUCUGAACUGGCCAACCAGUGCUCUGUGUGGUAUAUGCUAAUUGAAAGAAUAAUAGUAUCAUAAUAUUUCACCAGCCCGCCUAGAUCAGUGUGGCUAUUUGCAGGGCAGUCCAAAUUAUGUGUUAAUGAAGAUUAAAAAGAAUAAAGAUGUUGUUGUAAGUUUUUAAUUCAACACUUUAACUUGCAUUUCAUUGGUCUAUUUCAGCAUAGAUUUUGAAUGGGUUGAGCUGUUCAGGGAGUAAGUUUUUUAACCAUUCAUCAUGACGAAAUUCGAUUUUAACCAAAUAUUCAGUGAAAAUAUACUUAACACAGACAGCUAUCUAUAGACUGUUCCAAUCCUUGUCUGUAUAUUAGACAUACUGUGCAACUUCGGCCUUUCAUUACUGGAUUUGUUUCAUAGUUAUAACUGAGGACCAUCUAAAAAUAUACAUAAACAAAACCAACUGGUAUGCCUUCGUCGUGUUUCAAGCAUAAUUUAUCUGGUAAAUAUUUAAUUUGAAUGAAUAUACACAUAAAAAAAACAUGCCUAAAUAUGUUGCAUAAUCAGCAAUUCACGCCGCCAUUUAGAUUUAUCACAACAGAAUCGUUGCUAAUUAGUGUAUAUUGUAGUGUGACCGUAAUUAUAUGCAAAUUGCCCGCAGGUAUAAAACACGUGAAUUUUGACUCCACAUUUUAUUAUUACUUGGAUUGGUGUGUGCGCGAAUAAAGAAUCUUGUGUUUUACAGAA
This is a messenger RNA of Stylophora pistillata, 3265 nucleotides long. RefSeq lists its product as uncharacterized. The record is from RefSeq and is a predicted model, not a curated record. Gene Ontology annotation, cellular component: cytoplasm; nucleus. Gene Ontology annotation, biological process: negative regulation of gene expression; protein poly-ADP-ribosylation. Lineage: Eukaryota; Metazoa; Cnidaria; Anthozoa; Scleractinia; Pocilloporidae. Gene Ontology annotation, molecular function: NAD+ poly-ADP-ribosyltransferase activity; transcription corepressor activity.